AUGUGUUUCUACGUCUCGAUGGGACGCCUGAAAACGAGUGUCCGACUUCACCCGCGAACCACUCACCAGGAAUCCUCGUCUUGUACGACUCGGGGGACUGGCGAAGAGGGCAGGAGUCCUCCGGAGGCUGUCGAGGAUGCCGCCACAUUCGCUGCUACUUGGAUGUACAAGCUCUUCGACGAGGGUGAAAUCUUGCUGGGCGGCUGUGGCAACGCCAUCGACACUCUCUGGGAGGGAUUCGAGAGCGUCGCCGUUAAGUGCGAAGAACAGAGCGAGGCUACGGUCGGGCCGGAUAUAAUCGAGGCGCACGGCAUCUACGAGGAGGAGAUGGUGGCCCAGGAGAGCCAGGCCCAGGGCUAUGGCGAGCUCCUGCAGACAGCGAGCCGGGAGUCCAAGGAGCUCAUCUCCCUCGAGGAACUGAUGCCGCGACCGGGCUCGUCCUCUAGCCAAUCGUACCAACAGCAUCACCAGCUCCAAAGACAGCAGCAAAACUACUACAACCUAGCACCCAUACAAGAGAGUCCAUACUCGACACUCUUCUUCGGCGAGCUAACAGCAGCUACGGGUCUGUAUCCAACCCCGGCGCGGUCGGGGCCCGAGGGUAUCGGGGCGCCGGCCCCGAGCGCCGGCCUCGUCGUCCCCUGCAAGGCACCCCCGAGUAACACGAGCAGCACUAGCAGCAACCCCUCGGCACCGGAGCCCUACCAGCUCCAGAUGGAGGCCACGGGUGCGAUGGUUCCCGAACGAACCCGAAGCGGCUCCUCCUCGCGUCAUUAUGUCCACCAGCAGCAGCAGCAGCAGCAACAUUUAACAAACUAUGUAUCAACUUUAUCACAAACCCCUUCUGCUAAAGAUCCAACUAAAUUGUAG
This is a messenger RNA of Ceratosolen solmsi marchali, 870 nucleotides long. RefSeq lists its product as uncharacterized. The record is from RefSeq and is a predicted model, not a curated record. Bases 1 to 870 code for a protein of 289 amino acids. The transcript is spliced from 5 exons. Lineage: Eukaryota; Metazoa; Arthropoda; Insecta; Hymenoptera; Agaonidae.